AUGCAAAGCAUAUCAGAGUCGGUGUUUGUGGGACUGUGUUGUUAUAACGUGGGGACCUCACAACAGACAGCCAUGAGGAGAGAUGUGGUGGACAUCUGGGAGAAAGUGGAAAAUCAAGUAUCAACAAGUGAUGAGGAUAGUAUGAUGUUAAGUGGAAGUUACGGAGAAGGGUUCCGAUUGAUAGAAUCUGAUGUAGACUUCAUGUACUGGCCAAAUAAUCACCGCGUGAUCUGGGAAUUAUCUCAGUCUCAGUAUUACAACACACAGAGACAAACACUGAUCCUCUGUGACUGUUCUGAUAGUCCAACAGGAUUUACUUUGUUAUAUUUACUGUCAACAAGCAUGAACAGAGACGUCCAGAGAGCCUGUGUUAGAAUGAAUAACAGGUAUUAUGUUUCUAGUUCUUACUACAGACAGACCAAGUGUUCUGAAUUAACUAACACCACUCAACAUGGACCUUGUGCUAAUAGCACAAUUGGAACACAAGAAUUUGAUAAUGCCCACUGUUUUGUUUGUGACUUUUGGCCUCCACCUGCCUUUUCAUGGAUACACAGAUGUCACUCAUGGCCCCAGCCUCAUGUUGUUGAUGACAUAGUGAAAAAUGGAUGUCACUUUGUAGCAAUUGGAAAUAAGCUAGGAAAUCAUGAAGAUCAUGAAUGGAGAAUUUCUUUUUCUCUGGCUGAACAAAAACUUGUGCAUAUAAUGAAUCACUGUCAAUUCUUAACUUACGGCUUACUUAAAUUGUUCUUAAAAGAAAUAAUUAACAAUGGAAUAGGUGAAAAUGAUAAAUUACUGUGUUCCUAUCACAUGAAGACGGCAGUUUUCUGGGUGAUUCAACAAAAUACAGUGCCUCACUGGUGUCCACAAAAUCUCUUGGGGGGUUUCUGGGUCUGUUUUAAACUCAUCUUCAAAUGGGUGUAUGAGGGGGUCUGUCCUAACUUUUUCAUUCCAAGCAACAACAUGUUUCUGGGUAAAAUUCAUGGCGUCAAACGACAUCAAUUAUUUAUAAGACUGUCUGAGUUGUAUGAGAAGGGUUUAGCAUUCCUGCUACAUAGUCCCUCCAUUAGGUCUUUUAUAGAUGUCCUACAUAACCCCAGAAACUCCAUCUGUACAGAUGAUCAUACUCUGAUUUCUGAGGCUGAGUUUGAUAGAUAUCUAUUUGGUGAAACACUACGUGAUGGAACAAUAGAGAAAAAAUCGGACAUACAAAGAUACAUUAGAUAUCUACAUACAAUAGAACAAAUAAUAGGUUCACCCCUCUUGACACAAUAUCAAGUCAUUACGUUACAGAACAUUUCCGCUAGGGUCCUUCAGUACACUGCUUUUAUAUUACACAUGGAAACGUACACAUUUGACAACAAACUGAGUUAUAGAGCUGACAAAAUGUCCUGUCACAUGCUGAAAUUAGCAGCCAAGUUUGGUUGUAUCACAGACAUGCUGUACAUAGCCAUGUAUUACUACAAGACACUUAGAUACAUGGAAGCUUUAUCUAUAUUAGAGAUGAUCAAGGUCAAGUUAGCACAGCCUCAUCUUAUAUAUGUAUUUAGGGAAAAUGUAGAUAAAGAGAGGUAUUCUGAGGCUGUAGGGGGACAGUCCUUGUCUACAAAGAUGAGACAAGCUGUAGCAGGGAAUGUCAGACUUGACAAUCAAAUCCAUUACAUCAGUGAACUGAUACCUGAACAACAGUCUUGUCUACAGAAAUAUGAUCCUGGAUUAUAUGUCCCACCCUUUAUAAUGCUAUAUAUGUUAGAGAUUUUGUGCUACAGACAUGUAGACACAAUGAGAGUACAGACAGUUCUAGAUGAUCUACAAACCCUAGUUUACUAUGAUCUGGGACAGCUUAUACCUGAAUAUCACAGACAUAUAUCUUGGCAAAUUCUGGGGAUCUGUCAACAGAUGACAGGGAACCUUCAGGCUGCUCUAUACUCAUACCAACAAUCUCUCAGACAAAAACCGUACAACAACAUACAAACAGCUACAGAAAUGAGAAUACAGGGACUUUGUUGA
Saccostrea cuccullata (small rock oyster) is the source of this 2007-nucleotide messenger RNA. RefSeq lists its product as uncharacterized. Gene Ontology annotation, molecular function: protein binding. NCBI's taxonomy places the organism in Eukaryota, Metazoa, Mollusca, Bivalvia, Ostreida, Ostreidae. Bases 1 to 2007 code for a protein of 668 amino acids. The transcript has a single exon. The record is from RefSeq and is a predicted model, not a curated record.